Molecule: messenger RNA, 351 nt
Organism: Candidozyma haemuli
Lineage: Eukaryota; Fungi; Ascomycota; Pichiomycetes; Serinales; Metschnikowiaceae
Exons: 2
Coding region: 1-351 (116 amino acids)
Source: RefSeq, a predicted model, not a curated record
AUGACGAAAAAUGCACCAAAGAAGAUUACACCAAUCCUUGUGACAAGCUGUGGCCCAGGUUUAUUAGGAACGGCGCCAGGUAACGUCAUAGGUAAUUUCUGUGGAGCAGCAGCAAAGAACAUUCUACUAUCGGCCACUAGCACAAACAAAUACUUUAUCAUGACUAACAUUGCUGGAACAGCUAAGGAUAUUGGUGUGGGCCUCGUAGGUUCCAUUGGCGGUAACAAGGUUGCUGACGCCGUGGGCGGUGGCCAGGCCAGCCACAUUGUUGGCGGUGUUGCUGGCGGUAUUGGUGCCGGUAAGCUCAAAAACAAGGGUGAGCAGAAGGUCGAAGAGAAGAAGAAGGAUUAG